AUGUCACAAACAGUCAUCCGCCUCGACGGCGAGCGGACCUCCGUCCGGAAACUCAAAGCCUUCCAGGAACCCAUCCCAUCGCCCUCGAAGCACGAGGUCCUGGUCCGCGUGCACAGUGUCUCGCUAAACUUCCGCGACAUCGCGGUGGCCACCUCGCAGUACCCGUUCCCCGUGAAGGACCGCGUGGUGCCGUGCUCCGACGCCGCGGGGACGGUCGUCCAAGUGGGCGAAGGAGUCAAGAAGUUCGCGCCGGAGGAUCGGGUCGUCGCCACCUUCGACCCGACCAAUCUGUACGGACAGCAGGAGAACUGGGAGAACGGGCAGGGGGGGCCGAUCGACGGCGUGCUGCGCGAGUACAUCACCGUUCCCGCUGCGGCGGUGGUCAAGCUCCCCAAAGACGCGCCCCAGAGCCUCUCGGAGUGGUCGACCCUGGUGUGUACCGGGGUGACGGUGUGGAAUGCGCUCUAUGGCAAUCUGCCGCUCCGGCCGGGUCAGACGGUUCUGUGUCAGGGUACGGGGGGUGUCUCCAUCACCGGUGUGAUUCUAGCCAAAGCCGCUGGCGCGACAACGAUCAUUACCUCGUCCAGUGACGAGAAGCUCGAGAUGGUCAAGUCCAAGUUCGGCGCCGACCACGGCAUCAACUACAAGACGCAUCCCGAGUGGUCCCAGGAGGUGCUGCGGCUCACCAACGGGAAGGGAGUGGACUACAUCCUGGAGAAUGGCGGCUCCGGUACCAUCGCGGAGAGCUUGAACGCCGUGAAGAUGGGAGGAAAUAUCUCGGUUAUCGGCUUCCUGUCGCAGGCCAAGCAGUCGGAGAUGCCGGAUGUUGCGAGCCUGGCGCUGGCGAAGGGGGCGGUCGUGCGCGGCAUCACGGUUGGCUCGACUCAGCUUCUGGAGGAGGUCGUGCGGUUUGUGGCCCAGAAGGGACUUCGUCUGCCGGUGGAAAAGGAGUUUCGAUUCACUCAGGAAGAGGUGGUUAAGGCGUACGAGUACAUGGCAUCUGGGUCGCACAUUGGCAAGGUGUGCAUCAAGCUUGUUGACUAGGUAGAUUGGAGAAUUGGGCUUGUGGGGGUAUGAUCGAUGAUGCGUGAACAGCUAUGGAUAUGCAUUUGAGGAUUAGGGAAAAUUCAAC
Aspergillus brunneoviolaceus CBS 621.78 is the source of this 1132-nucleotide messenger RNA. Its product is annotated as zinc-dependent alcohol dehydrogenase family protein. Lineage: Eukaryota; Fungi; Ascomycota; Eurotiomycetes; Eurotiales; Aspergillaceae. Gene Ontology annotation, molecular function: oxidoreductase activity. Bases 1 to 1044 code for a protein of 347 amino acids. The transcript is spliced from 2 exons. The record is from RefSeq and is a predicted model, not a curated record.